Messenger RNA from Marmota flaviventris (yellow-bellied marmot), 1914 nucleotides. Lineage: Eukaryota; Metazoa; Chordata; Mammalia; Rodentia; Sciuridae. The record is from RefSeq and is a predicted model, not a curated record.
AUGGCGCACUACAACUUCAAGAAGAUUACGGUGGUGCCGUCUGCCAAGGACUUUAUCGACCUGACAUUAUCGAAGACUCAACGAAAGACUCCAACAGUGAUUCAUAAACAUUACCAAAUUCAUCGCAUUAGACAUUUUUAUAUGAGAAAAGUCAAAUUUACUCAGCAGAAUUACCAUGACAGACUCUCACAGAUUGUAACAGAUUUUCCCAAAUUGGAUGAUAUCCAUCCAUUUUAUGCUGAUUUGAUGAAUAUUCUGUAUGACAAGGAUCAUUACAAGUUGGCUCUAGGACAGAUUAAUAUUGCCAAAAAUUUAGUGGACAAUGUUGCUAAAGAUUAUGUACGGCUUAUGAAGUACGGUGAUUCUCUCUACCGCUGUAAGCAGCUGAAGCGUGCUGCCCUUGGGCGAAUGUGCACCAUUAUCAAGCGGCAGAGGCAGAGUUUGGAAUAUCUGGAACAAGUGCGUCAGCAUUUAAAUUUAUCCCGCUUGCCAGCCAUUGACCCAAAUACAAGGACUCUGCUUUUGUUUGGGUACCCAAAUGUUGGGAAAUCCAGCUUCAUUAAUAAGGUGACGAGAGCAGAUGUGGAUGUUCAGCCCUAUGCAUUUACCACCAAGUCUCUGUUUGUUGGGCACAUGGAUUAUAAGUAUCUGCGUUGGCAGGUUGUAGAUACUCCAGGGAUUUUGGAUCAUCCUUUGGAGGAUCCGAACACCAUCGAAAUGCAGGCUAUCACGGCCCUGGCGCACCUUCGAGGAGCUGCGGUUCUGUAUGUGAUGGACUUGCCUGAACAGUGUAGACACGGGCUGAAAGAGCAAUUAGAACUUUUCCAGAAUAUCAGACCUCUCUUUAUCAAUAAGCCUCUUAUAAUUGUAGCAAACAAAUGUGAUGUGAAACGAAUAGCUGAACUUUCUGAAGAUGAUCAGAAAAUAUUUGUAGACUUGCAAGCCGAAGGAUUCCCUGUAAUAGAGACCAGUACCCUGACUGAGGAAGGUGUUAUUAAAGUUAAAACAGAGGCUCGUGACAGGCUUUUGGCACACCGAGUGGAAACAAAAAUGAAAGGAAACAAAGUGAAUGAUGUGCUGAACAGGUUGCAUUUAGCUGUGCCUAACAAGAGAGAUGAUAAGGAGAGGCCCCCUUUCAUCCCAGAAGGAGUAGUGGCACGCAAGAGGGGAAUGGAAAUUGGGGAGCCCAAGAAGAAAAGGGAACGGGAUCUUGAGCUGGAAAUGGGAGACGAUUAUAUUUUGGAUCUUCAAAAAUACUGGGAUUUAAUGAAUUCAUCUGAAAAAUAUGAUAAGAUACCAGAGAUCUGGGAAGGCCAUAAUGUAGCUGAUUAUAUUGAUCCUGCCAUCAUGAAGAAAUUGGAAGAGUUAGGAAAAGAAGAAGAGCUAAGAACAGCUGUGGGGGAGUAUGAUAGUGAAUCUGAAAGUGAAUCUGAGGAAAUGAUGGAAAUCAGACAGCUAGCAAAACAAAUUAGAGAAAAAAAGAAGCUGAAAAUCCUACAAUCAAAGGAAAAGGAUACACAGGGACCCAGGAUGCCUCAAACUGCUAAGAAGGUUCAGGGGACAGUUUUGGAAAAUGAGAUGCGUAGUCUUGGUGUUGACAUGAAUGAUAAAGACAAUGCCCACUAUGCAGUCCAGGCAAGAAAAUCUCGGAGUGUCACUAGGAAGAGAAAGCGGGAAGAAUCUGUUCCUCUCUCUUCUGUAGCCUGGAGUAGGAGCUGCUCUCGACCUCCACGUGAUGUUUCUGGUCUUCGGGAUGUCAAGAUGGUGAAGAAAACCAAGACUAUGAUGAAGAAUGCUCAGAAGAAGAUGAAUCGCUUGGGGAAGAAAGGGGAGGCAGAUAGACAUGUGUUUGAUAUAAAGCCCAAGCACUUACUCUCUGGAAAGAGGAAAGCUGGUAAAAAGGACAGGAGAUAG